CAGGCCAGAUCUGGCGCGGCACCCUCCGAAGGCGUGCCCGCAUGCGCCUCGCGGCACAGGCGGCGGCCGCGAUGCCGUGCGGGCAGCGAGAGGUGCUGUCACCCAGGAGUGCAGACGAGAGGCAGCCCAUUCUGGUUCGGGACGUGGUGAGCACGGUACCUGGCAUAGGGGUACGGCAGAUUGCCGUGGCAUUGUCGCUGGGCGCGUGCUGCGCAAUGGUCGCGGCAUUCCACGGCGCCCGAUCGAUGGGAAUGCAUAGGCACCAGCGGGCAGGAACCGAGCAGUUGCUUAUCGAGGUGGGAGGUUCAGUGGUGUACCACACCUUCGACAACAAGAACGCAUAUGCUCCGUUUGGCGCGAUAGAUAUCGACGAAGACCCCGAGGGCGUGGACGUUCUCGACGCCAAAGAUUGCCAAGAUCGAUGUACUUUAGAUCAAACAUGUGGCUGCGUCACUUUCAAAGAGUCCAAGCUGAAAUGCUGGAAGCGGCGCGAGUGCGUGGUCUCGAAAAUGACGAGCCCGUACAACGAGGGAUACACGGUUUUCGUGAAGUCGGUCUGCCGCCGUGCCAGCGCCGCGCCCCACGUGGCGACUCCAUCGAGGACCGCCCAGGAGGCCUCGGCACGUGGCAGUCCUCGCCCCCGAGCCUCCAGCGGCGAGGGCGUCCGACGCGCUCCCCCGCAGGCGCCGCGCGGCCAGCCCCUGGCCGGGAGCGAGCCGGCGAACGCGGGGCCCCUGGCCAGCGCCGGCGCCUCGGAAGACGAUGCCGCCGCUCCAGGUGCCAGCGUCGCCGCGCCGGGGGCGGGGGUUGCCGCUGGUGGCGAGCCCACGGCCGCGGCCCCCCCGGCCGCCGAAGCCGCCGCCCCCCCCCCAGCCGCCGGAGGGGUUCCCGUCGGGCAGCCGCUGAAGGGAGGGUACACUAUGUACAAAGAUCUGAACGCAUUCGAACCGUUCGGCUGCACGGACAUUACCUCCAACGACGACACAACUUGGGGCACCGAGGAGGAAUGCAUGGCGAAGUGCACCGCCGACGCAAACUGCGAUUGCGCGACGUACGAGAGGGCGACCGGCGGCUGCUGGAACCGCUGCAAUUGCGUGUUGGCCGAGAUGACUAGCGGGUAUAACGAGGGCUUCAAUCUGUAC
Prorocentrum cordatum is the source of this 1142-nucleotide messenger RNA. NCBI's taxonomy places the organism in Eukaryota, Dinophyceae, Prorocentrales, Prorocentraceae. The record is from the annotation of a GenBank genome assembly.